Messenger RNA from Falco peregrinus (peregrine falcon), 2088 nucleotides. It is a transcript of the gene FANCG, whose product is annotated as FA complementation group G. Gene Ontology annotation, cellular component: Fanconi anaemia nuclear complex. Gene Ontology annotation, biological process: interstrand cross-link repair. The record is from RefSeq and is a predicted model, not a curated record. Bases 40 to 1974 code for a protein of 644 amino acids. Lineage: Eukaryota; Metazoa; Chordata; Aves; Falconiformes; Falconidae. The transcript is spliced from 14 exons. Gene Ontology annotation, molecular function: protein binding.
GGGCAGGCGGGAGGGACGGCGGGGCGGGCGGCGGGCGCCAUGAAGCGGCGGCGCGGGCUGUCCCCGGAGCCGGGCUGCCUGCGGGCCUGGGCCGCCGAGAACCGGGCCCGGGCCGAGCGCUGGCGGGCGGCGUGGAGCGCGGGGCACGGCGAAACGGCGGCGCAGGAGGUGCGGCAGCAGCGGGCUGGCUUCGGGCAGCUGCUCCGGAGGAUGCGGGGGCUGCCGGCUGCCCUCCCCACCCUGCCUCUGGAGCUUACCGUCCUCUGCAACUCCCUGCUUUUUACUGUGGGAGCUUCUGAGUCUGCCAUCAAAGGAGAAGCAGAAGGAAUACGCCAGGGGCUCCUCAGGGUUCUGGAGGCUUGUGGGGCCUGUGGCCAGGACCUUAGCACUGAGGAGCUGUGGCAGAAAGUGCUGCAGGAGGUAACCGUGAAGGAGCUGCAGGCACCUCUGCAACAUCUGAGGGCCCUGCAAGCAGCAUGGUGGCUGGCAGCCAGCCGCCUGGGAAGCGUUGCUGGCCUCUUCAGGCUCCUGAGCAACACUGAGGACCCAGGAAGAGCUCACUGCAGCAAGGACGAGAACAAACUCCUCUCUCUGCUUAAGGCAUGGCAAGCACCUACUGAGAGGGCCUCCCUGCCCCUUGUACAGAGCACCAGGCACUUGAAAGAGAUCCUCUGCACCGCAGUGGCCUUCUUGCAAGGGCUGCAGGAGCUGGAGGCUGGGAACUUCACCACUGCCCUCUCCCUCCUUCAGGAGGCUGCAGGAGGAUUCUGCUCCAAGAGAGUCCUGGCCCAGAUCUAUACCUGUCUCGGCUGCUGUGCUCAACGAAUGGGCAAGCCUCAAACAGCCCUUCAGCACCUGAAACGGGCCCUCCAGGUAGACUUCCAGUGCCUUCCCGCCCUGUCCCACGCGGCAGAGGUGUACCAUGAGCUGGGGGAGACCGACGUGGAGCUGCAGGCCCUGGCUCUGCUCUAUGAGGCUCUGGAAAAAAACCCUCCAGCAGCUGCUUCCUGUAGUCCGUAUUUCCUAAUCAGAAUAGAGCUUCUGGUCCACACACCAAUACUAGCUUCUCUCCUUUGCCAUCGCCAUCCCUCUGAAGUGAAGUACCUGCUGGCACAGCGGUGUCUCCAGGAAGGGAGGGUGGCUGAUGCAGUGGAACAUUACCUGGAUUUUUUGGCUCUGCUUCAGGAGGGGCUGCAGCAGCAGGUGCCCUUAAAUAGUAGCUCAGCUCUGCCCAGGAUCCCCGUGGUGUUCCUGGAAGCAGCAUCUGCCUUGGAGCAGGCUGGGAGGCAUGAGGACGCCAUAACUGUGUGUGAGGAGGUCAUCAGCCGGACAACUCGCCUCAUCCUACGGGUGUUUCAAGUGGAGGAACCAGAGUGCCCAUCGCCAGGGGCAGGGCUGACAGGUGGCCUCCUGUCCCAGAAGAAGGAGAGUCUCUGCUGCCUUGCCUGGAGAGCAGCUGGAUACCUGCACCAGGGCUGGGCGUGGGCCAAAAUGGGCAAGAGCAAGGAGGCAAUAACGCAAUUCAGCAGGUGCCUUGGCGAUCUCUGUCGAGUCCAGCUUUGUGGGUUUGGUGUGGAACCAGCAGAGGAUCCCCUGCCAGAAGUGGAGGUGCUCCAGAAGAUCAGGUUUCUCUCUCUCACUGGGCGAGGUAUGCAGUUCCUGGAGCUGGGGAGGCACAAGGAAGCCUUGUUGGAUUUCCAGCACGGCUUGCAGAUCUCACCAGGUGACCCAACUGCUGCCUCUUACCUGGUGCAGACCUUGUGGAAACUGAACCGAAAGCAGGAGGCGGCUGCUCGCUGGCAGAAGUCGUCCCACAGCCCCCCUGGGGAGGAUGGGCAGCAGGAAGGGCAGAGAAGACCCUUCCCUUUGUACCUGGUUUCGUGUCUGAAGCAGACGAUGUUCCCACACAGUGAAUCUCUUGCUAGAAGCAUACAGGAUUACCUGGAGACUACGAGCCAGGACCCCCUGAGCUAACCCAAUCUCACGAUCUUCACCUGCUGAAGUCUCCCUGCACAAGCUGGCCUGAAGCCUUUAAGGACUGCUCUAAGACUCACAAUCACUCUUGAAUAAAGCUUGAUUUCCAAAGUA